UCUCUCCUGUUACAAAACCUAAAACCCUCUUUUAUUAUUUUUCCCUCUUUCAAAACACCAAAAACCCCUCUCUGUUUCUCUCUCCCCUCCAACAUUUUCUCAUUGUUUUGAAAUUUUCCUUUCGUCGUAGCUGCUUCUCUUCUCAUAGAUCCCUAUCUUAGAUAUAUGGACAAGCAUCAAGGCGACCAAGAUCGGAUCGUCUCCACUGGAGAGAGACCUGUUAAGUCACAUAUCUUGAAAGAGCAGCCACUUUUGCCCGAAGAUGAAAGAAUAGUUUCAGCGAAUCCUUCUCCAGCUGCAGUCAUCAUAGGGCCUUCAGAUGAUGUUACAGAACAACCCAAGUCUUCAGAUGUUAGUGGAGCACGAAGCACCCCCCAUCUGCUUAAUUUGUAUUCAUCUCAUGAACGGAACAUUUAUGGUGAUUAUGGCAAUAACACAGGUACUUGGGAUGGAUAUUCUCCAUAUAAUGCUGAUGGAAUGCAUGUUUUAUCACCAGUCAUCUACAAUGAUUAUCGCUCUCUUCUGUUUCACUCUGGUUAUGGCUUUAAUCCCGAAAUUGCAUAUGGACAGUAUUCACCAGUCGCUACUCCUUUGCCUGUAAUGGUAGAUGGCCAACUUUAUUCUACACAGCAGGUCCCUUUUUCUCCAUCUUACUACCCCCAGCCAUCUGAGUUGAUGACAUCAGAAAGUAGUAGCACUGACAACAUGGGCUAUGGGCCAGGAUCAGGUUACAUGGUAAAUUAUAGAUCAUUUAGUGGAGAUCUGUCUGGACAUCUUGGUUCUAGUCCUUUAGCAUCGGCAACAAUUUAUUCUCCACCAACGGGCAUUUUUGGGUCAUACGAACACAAUGCUGGGCAGAUUUCUCAUCAACAGAGACCAAUGCAUGGAUACGGAUUGGUUUCAAGUUCCUUUGGUGGACGCUAUCCUCCUGGUAGUUCUUAUCAGAGCUCAAACUCUGGUGGUGCUUCAUAUUCAUUUGGUAAUGACCAGAACCGACCAAAUGUUGACAAGGCCAGAAGAAGAGAGAGGGACUGGGAUUCAGUUUCCAUUUAUAAUAAUUCACAUGAUAUCUUCAAUAACCGCAUUCAUGGACCAAGGGCUUUGAAGAUGAAGGGAAAGAGUACUUCCGACCAGAGUUCUUCAUGUAGUGUUAGGAAAAUGGAUCUAUCUGCUUCUGGAAUUAACCUUGAUUCAUUGAACCGGCUCGAUUUUGUCACAGAAUAUGAGGAUGCAAAAUUCUUUAUCGUUAAGUCUUUCAGUGAGGACAAUGUUCACAAAAGUAUUAAAUACAAUGUUUGGGCUAGCACGCCUCAUGGAAACAAGAAACUUGAUGCUGCUUAUCAUGAGGCAAAGAAGAUAAAAGGCAGCUGCGCAGUCUUCCUAUUCUUUUCGGUUAAUGCUAGCGGACAGUUUUGUGGAGUAGCGGAAAUGGUGGGACCUGUAGAUUUUGAGAAGGAUGCUGAUUACUGGCAGCAGGAAAGGUGGAGUGGGCAAUUUCCGGUUCAGUGGCAUAUUGUAAAGGAUGUUCCUAACAUUCGGUUCCGUCACAUUCUACUUGAAAAUAAUGAUAAUAAGCCUGUCACGCACAGCCGAGAUUGUCAGGAGGUGAAUCUCAAACAAGGUAUUGAGCUGUUGAAAAUUUUCAACAAUUUUGAUGCACGAACAUCUAUUAUAGAUGAUUUUGAAUUUUAUGAUGAGCGGGAAAAUUCCUUGAAGGAAAGGAAAGUUAAACAACAAGCUAGUUCGACUACAGAUGCUUCUGAUUCAGUUGCCGUUGAUUCUGUUAAGGAAAUUUCCAAUAGUUUGGAUCAAGCCCUGCAGUUGAAAGGAAGUAGUAGCAAAGAAGUGGAAAAAACUGAACAUGACAUUAGCUCAAAAACAGAUGCUGCGUCAGUUAUACUUGAACAUGAUUCAUCCGUGGACCAAAUAUCUGAUAACUUAUCUCAAGUAUUGCAGUUGGAAGAGGGUGACAAAGAAUUAGCUCCGUCAUCUGAAAGCAGUAAAGGUGGAGACGACAGCGAGUCGGUUGACAGGAAGGCAACAGUUGUAUCAACUACUAGUGCUUAGGCAUUUUAGGCAUGCAUGCGGCGACAACAGAAUGUACUUUUGUGAUGUUUAAGAGUAGUUCACUCGCUGACAAAGUAUGAGGUGGUAAUUUUGUCAUCUCAAGCAGUCAGGAUGCAAGCUGACUCCGUUUCUAACCUCUUUCUUUUCCAGAGAAAUUAGGCGGUACUCCGAGAGGGUGUGCCGGGCAGGAAGGCUGUUUGAUUUUGUAUUUGAAGCUCAUUUUGUGUUUCUCCUCGUUGUAGGGUUAGAAUUAGGUUGUUGGUUUUGGCGAUGUGGUGAAUGCAAUGCAGGUUGUAUCUGUAUACUAUUGUCCGCCUGUCUGAGAUGCCUUUUAGUGGUUGUAAUUUUAGGGUUGUCUUACUGGUUUUCUGCUGGCGGCUCAACUGGGUAACGGAGGAAGAAGAAUCUGUCGUGUUACCCCUCCAUUUCGAUUUGGGAUUGGGAGGUUGAUCAAUCGAUAAAAGAAUGAAUGAAUUCAGAAAAUGCAUUUACUUUUACACAAGAUUUCGUUUUUCAUUAUC
Malus domestica (apple) is the source of this 2588-nucleotide messenger RNA. Its product is annotated as YTH domain-containing protein ECT3. The record is from RefSeq and is a predicted model, not a curated record. Gene Ontology annotation, cellular component: cytoplasm. Gene Ontology annotation, molecular function: mRNA binding. Gene Ontology annotation, biological process: mRNA destabilization. Lineage: Eukaryota; Viridiplantae; Streptophyta; Magnoliopsida; Rosales; Rosaceae.